Oncorhynchus keta (chum salmon) is the source of this 1995-nucleotide messenger RNA. RefSeq lists its product as uncharacterized. Lineage: Eukaryota; Metazoa; Chordata; Actinopteri; Salmoniformes; Salmonidae. The transcript has 4 exons. The coding region runs from base 119 to 1414 and encodes 431 amino acids. The record is from RefSeq and is a predicted model, not a curated record.
UGUGGGCUAUAUUACAUGGAUUUAUUGGGAAGGUGUGGGCUAUAUUACAUGGAUUUAUUGGGAAGGUGUGGGCUAUAUUACAUGGAUUUAUUGGGAAGGUGUGGGCUAUAUUACAUGGAUGUAUUGGGAAGGUGUGGGCUAUAUUACAUGGAUUUAUUGGGAAGGUGUGGGCUAUAUUACAUGGAUUUAUUGGGAAGGUGUAGGCUAUAUUACAUGGAUUUAUUGUGAAGGUGUGGGCUAUAUUACAUGGAUGUAUUGGGAAGGUGUAGGCUAUAUUACAUGGAUUUAUUGUGAAGGUGUAGGCUAUAUUACAUGGAUUUAUUGUGAAGGUGUAGGCUAUAUCACAUGGAUUUAUUGGGAAGGUGUAGACUAUAUUACAUGGAUUUAUUGGGAAGGUGUGGGCUAUAUUACAUGGAUUUAUUGGGAAGGUGUAGGCUAUAUCACAUGGAUUUAUUGGGAAGGUGUAGACUAUAUUACAUGGAUGUAUUGGGAAGGUGUAGACUAUAUUACAUGGAUGUAUUGGGAAGGUGUAGGCUAUAUUACAUGGAUGUAUUGGGAAGGUGUAGGCUAUAUUACAUGGAUGUAUUGGGAAGGUGUAGGCUAUAUUACAUGGAUGUAUUGGGAAGGUGUAGGCUAUAUUACAUGGAUUUAUUGUGAAGGUGUAGGCUAUAUUACAUGGAUGUAUUGGGAAGGUGUAGGCUAUAUUACAUGGAUGUAUUGGGAAGGUGUAGGCUAUAUUACAUGGAUGUAUUGGGAAGGUGUAGGCUAUAUUACAUGGAUGUAUUGUGAAGGUGUAGGCUAUAUUACAUGGAUGUAUUGGGAAGGUGUAGGCUAUAUUACAUGGAUGUAUUGGGAAGGUGUAGGCUAUAUUACAUGGAUGUAUUGGGAAGGUGUAGGCUAUAUUACAUGGAUGUAUUGGGAAGGUGUAGGCUAUAUUACAUGGAUGUAUUGGGAAGGUGUGGGCUAUAUUACAUGGAUUUAUUGUGAAGGUGUAGGCUAUAUUACAUGGAUGUAUUGGGAAGGUGUGGGCUAUAUUACAUGGAUUUAUUGUGAAGGUGUAGGCUAUAUUACAUGGAUAUAUUGUGAAGGUGUAGGCUCUACUACAUGGAUUUAUUGUGAAGGUGUAGGCUAUAUUACAUGGAUAUAUUGUGAAGGUGUAGGCUAUAUUACAUGGAUAUAUUGUGAAGGUGUAGGCUAUAUUACAUGGAUGUAUUGGGAAGGUGUGGGCUAUAUUACAUGGAUUUAUUGUGAAGGUGUAGACUAUAUUACAUGGAUUUAUUGUGAAGGUGUGGGCUAUAUUACAUGGAUUUAUUGUGAAGGUGUAGGCUAUAUUACAUGGAUUUAUUGUGAAGGUGUGGGCUAUAUUACAUGGAUUUAUUGUGAAGGUGUAGACUAUAUUACAUGGAUGUAUUAGACUUUUUAAAAGGUAGAUGUUCCAAAGUUCUGCAUCAGUGUCUUGUAGGAAGCCAGGAGAUGCUAAAUGGGUUUAAUUAACGGUCAAUUACAGUGAGACCGACAGUUAUUUGCUUGACAAUCACCUGCUGACAAAAUGUCAAUGCCACCACAUCCCUAGUUGUGAUCAGUGCAGCUUGUCCUCGGUGAAAACCAUAUUGGUGAAGGGUUGCGGUCAAUUUCAUUUCAACUCCAUCAAUUCAGUAAAUCGAAUUAAUGAAUUUAUGCAUUGAGAAAUCCUCCUUAAACGUAAAUGUAACUUUUGAUUGAUUUUCUCUUCGAUUAACCUCUUCACAUGACUGAAUUGAAAUUGAAUUGCCCAGGUCCCAUAUGGGUUUUAGAAACAUUCUGGAGAUUUCUGCCUCAUCACUCUGUACUGGAUCAUUCCGUUCCCACUAAGAAGACCCAGUGGUAAGUAACCCACAGUAAAUGCCACGGGAACUGGGGUUGCUGCGAAACAAAGCUAACUGUUUAAGCGUGUGAACAUUUGUCAUUAAUCACUGAGCGUGGAGCCCAUAGUAGAGGCCAAUGAUUAACGAGCUA